GACCAAUUUUACCACUGAUCCUACCGAAUAAUUAUCCCGAUUUGUACGCGCCCCAAUUUAUUUUAUCAAUACUUACAAUACAAGUGAUAUCACUUUAUCACUGUAUAUAAAUAUUAGAACAUUUUUUUAUUUAAUUAUGAGCUGCUAAAUUGUUUUGACGAUUCGAUACACUAAUUAUUGAAUUGGUAGAAUUUAAUUAAUUAAGUACAUACAUCAGUAUUGACAGGUUAGCUACAAUUCAGUAGAUCAAUCAUUAGAUAAUCUAUUCAAUUAAGUCAACAUAAUAAGAUGUCUCGUAUAAAUUGGUUUGAUGGAGAAUCUAAAGAUGCUUUACAGAUAAUGAUUCAAAAGAAUUGUGUAUUUGUUAUUUACAUAGGCAAAGAUAAUGAUGAAAUUUUUAAUAUUUUUGAAGAUUCUGAUAUUAUUGAACUAUUAAAUAAUGAAAUUAUUAUUUGUUUUAAGAUGGAUCCUAUAAGUUCUAGCUUCGAUAAAUUUAAAGUGAUAUUUCAUAAUAUAGAUAUUCCAUCAGUUUACGUGUUAGAAAAAAAUAAUACUGAACAGCGAAUACUAAAGAAAUCAGAUAUUAUUCAUUCAUCCAAUUAUCAAAUUAGUCUAAAAAGAGAUUUACUUUUGGCAAUCAAAAACUCCAUAAAUGAUAUAUUAGACAAUAUAUAUGAAGAAAUUAAAAAAAAGAAGUACUUAGAAUAUUUAGAAAAAAUUGAUAACAGGUUUAUGUUCAAAGAUAUAUCAAUUGAAAAAAACAAUACUCCUACAAUUGCAGAUACAAAAAAUAAUGUUUUCAGAUUUGUUAACAAUACAAAGAUAAAGUUUAUAAUCCCAUCUAAGAAUAUUUCAUUGAUUCAUGAAUUUAAAACAACUACUUUGCUUAAAGAAAUCAAAUCAUAUGCCAUUAACAAUAUUUCUCUUCCAUCUGGGCCUAUUAAAUUUAUUGCGCAUAGACAUUUUACAGAAGAAGAUUUUCAUCUAACAUUGAGUGAAUUAUGUUUAUGUCCAUCAUCAACAAUCUAUUUGCAACCGGUUCCAUCUAUCAGUCAAAAAGGCAUUAUGACUUUAAACAAUUAUUUUACUUUACUAGUGAAUUUUUUUCAAUUAUUGAUUAUUAAACCAUACCAUAUUGUUCAAAAUUAUGUGACAAGUUACUUUAGAAAUUCACAGUCAAUUGAAUCUAAAAAUAAAUCAACUAAUCCUAACAUAAACAGUAUUAAUGAAAGUAAAUUUGUGUACAAACGCUCUUCAAAUGUGCAUAGUUUAAAAGACCAGAAAAAAAAACGUCGCCACUCUAAUGAUAAUGAUGAUAAUAAUACAUACAAUGGUAACUCUACACAGCAAUUAUAGCUAUAAAAUGUCUUUGUUAUAUAACAUCAUAUUUAUAUAUAUGUUACAUUUUUUUAUUAUUAGAAUGUAUUUUUUUUUUUUUUUUUGACAAAAAUUGUUUAUGUAAUUUAUUAUACUUAUUUAGUAAUAAAAAAAAGAGUAGAUUUUAAUAAGGUUGAGUAUGCUCUUACAAAAAUAAUAACCUCUUUCAAUUGGUAGAUUGUUUAUAAUACAGAAUAUUUCUCUAUUAUUCUUUCUCAAAAACCACUUACAACAGGUUUCCUAAUUUUUUUUAUUAUUAUUAAUAUUUUAUUAAUCAUGUUGGAUGUUUUUAAUUUUAACAUAUUUUGUUUGUACUACCCAGAUUCUCUUUAUCUUAUUUACCCUUUAAUUAUAAAUGAAACCCUUACAAAGACUUCCGUAUAAGUUACAAAAAACAUUUUCAGGAAACAGUAAAAAAACAAAAUCAAUUCCUUAAUAUAAUACAUAAAUUUUUGGUAAAUAAGAUUUAUCAUUUGAUAAAAAAGAAAAUUGGCACAGUGGAACUUUAAUAAGAUCUUUAAUUGCUAUCUAUUUAUUAUUUAUUACGAGUUUUCCGAUCAAUUACUUUAUUUUUUUAGAUUAUUGUCUUUGAUAUCUAAAUUUUUCGUUUUACUAUGAUGUACUUCGUUUUGUUUGUCACCCAUUC
Daktulosphaira vitifoliae (grape phylloxera) is the source of this 2023-nucleotide messenger RNA. Its product is annotated as UBX domain-containing protein 4-like. NCBI's taxonomy places the organism in Eukaryota, Metazoa, Arthropoda, Insecta, Hemiptera, Phylloxeridae. The record is from RefSeq and is a predicted model, not a curated record. Bases 289 to 1356 code for a protein of 355 amino acids. The transcript is spliced from 10 exons.